This is a messenger RNA of Gamsiella multidivaricata, 330 nucleotides long. RefSeq lists its product as uncharacterized. NCBI's taxonomy places the organism in Eukaryota, Fungi, Mortierellomycota, Mortierellomycetes, Mortierellales, Mortierellaceae. The record is from RefSeq and is a predicted model, not a curated record. The coding region runs from base 1 to 330 and encodes 109 amino acids. The transcript has a single exon.
AUGAAUGUCGAAGAUAAUUGCCUCAGUACUGGCCCUAUUAUAGCGGGAACACCUUCGAGGAAGAUUAUAACCGGACCCAAUGGUGGAAGAUUCAGCAACUUGUGCGAUGUCACUUUCCAGGAUCCCAAGAACACUGGUUCCUAUGGACUUAUGAUGUAUGCGAACACAGAUUAUUAUCAGCCGUUCUACCAAAACGGCGAGUUAUGGGCGACCAACUCCCUCACCUGUGGCGAGACCUUCCUAAAUACCUACAAAGUUAUCAAAGUCUCGAAUGGUUCGCCUUCCAUGCUCUUUGGCGAUACGCUGAACCAGAACCUCGUCCCAUGCUAG